This is a messenger RNA of Canis lupus familiaris (dog), 630 nucleotides long. It is a transcript of the gene CCL2, whose product is annotated as C-C motif chemokine ligand 2. Gene Ontology annotation, molecular function: CCR chemokine receptor binding; chemokine activity. Gene Ontology annotation, biological process: cellular response to tumor necrosis factor; cellular response to type II interferon; immune response. Gene Ontology annotation, cellular component: extracellular region. Lineage: Eukaryota; Metazoa; Chordata; Mammalia; Carnivora; Canidae. The record is from RefSeq and is marked provisional.
CAUGAAGGUCUCCGCAGCGCUCCUCUGCCUGCUGCUCAUAGCCGCCGCCCUCACCACCCAGGUGCUCACCCAGCCAGAUGCAAUUAAUUCUCCAGUCACCUGCUGCUAUACACUCACCAAUAAGAAGAUCUCAAUUCAGAGGCUGGCCAGCUAUAAAAGAGUCACCAGCAGCAAGUGUCCCAAAGAAGCUGUGAUCUUCAAGACCGUCCUAAACAAGGAGAUCUGUGCUGACCCCAAACAGAAGUGGGUCCAGGAUUCCAUGGCACACCUAGACAAGAAAAGCCAAACCCAAACUGCAAAGCCAUGAAUACUCACUCUGAAAUGGAAGAAUCUGAAACUAAUUUAUUUUCUUCUAACCUUCCCUAAAUGCCCUCUGAUAUUAUUUUUUUAUAAUUUCAAAGAGUACAAACUUUGUUUAUUGAUAUGCACACAAUGCCUUAAGUAAUGUUAAUCUUAUUUAAAUUAUUGAUGUUUUAAAUUUAUUUUCCCCAAAUACUAGUGUAUUUUUUAAAAUAUGGAGACUUGGAAAUAAACUGCUUUCCUCUGGGGGCCCCAGUUCUACCCCUGGGAUGGUGUGAGGGUCCUUGCAAGGAUCAUUAAUGCAAGACUAUGUUUUAAAUUCUAAAGGAU